Molecule: messenger RNA, 3636 nt
Organism: Aspergillus fumigatus Af293
Lineage: Eukaryota; Fungi; Ascomycota; Eurotiomycetes; Eurotiales; Aspergillaceae
Source: RefSeq, a predicted model, not a curated record
AUGGCUCGCCACGGGGAUACUCGCUCACCAUCACCUGUAGGCAGCACAUAUUCUUCAUCCAGACGAAGUCGCAGAGAUGAUGAUCGCUACGAAAAGAGCAGGCGAGAUGAUCUGAGGAGUUAUCGAAGAUCUCGUAGCCCUGAGAGACGAUAUCGCGAUCGCGACCGUGAUUCAUACCGGCGACGUGACCGCUCCGUAGACAGACGCGACGAUCAUCGGGAUGAAGAUAGCUAUCGAUCAAGCCGGAGAGAUCGUUCUCGCGAUCGACGUCGAUCAAGAGAUAGAGGUGAUGACCGGGAUCAUCGCCGAAAAAGUCGCGAGAGAGAUUAUCGAAGCAGGCGAGAUGAUUCCCGCGACCGGGCCCGGAGGCGAACAGACGAUUCUGCUGACUUGAAGCACAAGUCUAGACGGGACGAUAGUCGGACGAGGAAUCUGGAUUCCAAGCCGCGAGAGGCCUCGAAGCCAUCCACCCCUGCGCCCACGGCUCCAACCGAGGACGAGAAAAGAGCGGAAAGACUGGCGAAAUUAGAAGCCUGGAAGCAAAAGCAGGCUGCUGAGAGAGAACGGAAGCAGCGCGAGGCCGCUGCAGCUGGUGGAGCAAGAAGCAUUCUGGAAGAGAUAGACAGAAAAUCGGGUCUGUCACCGGCUGUUGGCUCUCCGCAAUCUCCAGCGACGCCUACCACAGAUGCCACUCCUACUCCAUAUUCCGGCAAAUUUGACCCGAAGGCUAUUGUACGAAAUGCGGCACCGGCCCCAAGUACACCUGCUGUGCUUGGUAACGAUGUUGCCGUUCCUCAGUCUGCCAAAGCGUCCGCUUCCUCAUCCUCCAUGAAUAAUCAUGUACAAGCUAACAAACAUCCAGCCGCCAACAGCACUACAUCAUGUAAGUUAUACAUUCCCACCAUAAGAUUUCUUCAAAUUGCUAAUGUUACUUGUACAGCUACGUCGACAGUAAAACGAAAUGUUGGCGGUUUCGGGUUAGGCGCCAAGCAAGUUGCAGAUGCCGAGAAGUCAUCAGCAGUUAAGACUCUCGGUUUUGGCGAAGAGGAAUCCAAGCGAAAGAAAUUGGAGCGUUUACCGACCCCUCCACUAGAAGACGCAAAAGAUGACAUGGGGGCUGUGGAUGCUGCCGUAGAGGAUGAAGAUGAUGUCGACAUGCAGGACGGUGGGACUGAGGAGGAGAAUGCGGCUGCCGCACGAGCUGCUGCGGAACGGCGCGAAGAACGUUUGCAGAGCGAAGCUCUACGGGCCCAGUCAAAAGAGGCUGCGCUUCAGUCCAACGGCGAUGUCGAGAUGAAUGACGUCCCUCACCAAGCAGAAUCCGAGAAAAUGGAGGUUGAUGCAGCGGAGGAGGAAGUUGACCCACUGGAUGCUUUCAUGUCGGAACUGGCCGAGACCGCUCCGCCAAAGAAGACAACUGGCGCCAGAUUUACCAAAGCGAAGGAUCAGCAGCCCGAGGCGAUGUUCGGCGACGAACACGAUGUGGAUUUGACCGCUGUGGGCGAGGGUGACGCUGAUGAUUUUCUUGCGAUUGCUAACAAAGCGAAGAAGAAGAAGGACAUCCCGACCGUUGACCAUGAAAAGAUGGAAUACGAGCCCUUCCGCAAAAAGUUCUACACCGAGCCUUCCAACUUGGCUGAAAUGACCGACGAAGAAGCUGCCAGCCUACGGCUGGAACUUGACGGAAUCAAAGUGCGCGGUGUUGACGUGCCCAAACCAGUCAUGAAAUGGUCGCAGUGCGGGUUGGGCGUGCAGACCUUGGAUGUUAUACAGAAGCUCGGCUACGAGAAUCCCACCUCGAUUCAAUCGCAGGCCAUUCCUGCGAUCAUGUCUGGCCGCGAUGUGAUCGGUGUGGCCAAGACUGGAUCAGGUAAAACGAUUGCUUUUCUGAUUCCUAUGUUCCGACAUAUCAGAGACCAACGGCCGCUGGAGAACAUGGAAGGACCUAUUGGGCUUAUCAUGACACCGACACGCGAGCUUGCGACUCAGAUCCACAAGGAUUGCAAGCCCUUUUUGAAGGCGUUGAAUCUUCGGGCCGUUUGUGCUUAUGGCGGCGCUCCUAUCAAGGACCAGAUUGCUGAACUGAAGCGUGGUGCCGAGAUUGUUGUAUGUACACCGGGACGGAUGAUUGACCUGCUGGCGGCGAAUGCGGGCAGGGUUACUAAUCUGCGAAGAGUCACUUAUGUUGUCUUGGACGAAGCGGAUCGCAUGUUUGAUAUGGGAUUCGAGCCCCAAGUCAUGAAGAUCAUGGCCAAUAUCCGACCCGAUCGACAGACAGUGUUGUUCUCGGCCACCUUCCCUCGGAACAUGGAGGCUUUGGCUCGUAAGUCGUUGACCAAGCCGAUCGAGAUUGUUGUCGGUGGGAAAAGCGUCGUCGCGCCUGAGAUCACCCAGAUAGUGGAGGUGCGCAACGAAGACACAAAGUUUGUACGGCUAUUGGAGAUUUUGGGCAACUUGUACUCGGAUGACGCCAACGAAGAUGCACGUGCUUUGAUUUUCGUCGACCGUCAAGAAGCUGCGGAUACUCUCCUUCGAGAGUUGAUGCGCAAGGGUUAUCCUUGCAUGUCCAUCCACGGAGGCAAAGACCAAAUUGACCGAGAUUCUACGAUUGAAGAUUUUAAGGCCGGAAUCUUCCCCGUUUUGAUUGCCACCUCUGUCGCUGCUCGAGGUCUAGACGUGAAGCAGCUGAAGCUCGUUGUCAACUACGAUGCGCCGAACCAUCUGGAAGAUUACGUUCACCGGGCCGGACGAACUGGCCGUGCUGGCAAUACGGGAACUGCAGUCACGUUCCUGACCGAAGAACAGGAGCGGUAUUCGGUGGACAUCGCCAAAGCUUUGAGGCAGAGUGGACAGAAGGUGCCUGAGCCCGUCCAAAAGAUGGUCGAUUCCUUUUUGGAGAAGGUCAAAGCGGGCAAGGAGAAAGCCAGCGCGUCUGGAUUCGGAGGAAAGGGUCUUGAGCGCCUUGACCAGGAGCGAGAUGCAGCUCGGAUGCGGGAACGGCGGACAUACAAGACAGGCGAAGAGGGUGAAGAUGAAGAAGAUAAAGAAGAUAAGGCCGAGAAGGCGGACGAGCGGUUCAGCAAAAUUGUAUCCUCGGUGCAAUCUGCCGCCGCCGCCGCAACAACUCCCUUGCCCGGUGUUCCCAAGGGUAUCGAUCUUGAUGGCAAGAUUACGGUUCACAGGACCGAGAAAGACCCAGCGGGCGCGUCGAAGAACCCAUUGGAUAAGGUGGGCUCGGCGGUCGCUGACAUCCAUGCCCGUCUCAGCCGUGCUGGAGUCAUGCGGUCUGGUGUGCCGAUCGAUAAUCGCGGCCCUGAUGCGGGAGCUUUCCAUGCAACCCUGGAGAUCAACGAUUUUCCUCAAAAAGCUCGUUGGGCCGUUACCAACCGUACGAAUGUGGCCAAGAUUCUGGAGGCUACCGGCACGUCUAUCACCACCAAAGGAAGUUUCUAUCCUGCUGGCAAGGAGCCUGGACCUGGUGAGAACCCGAAGCUGUAUAUUCUUGUUGAGGGUGAAACGGAACUCGCCGUGACGAAUGCCAUGCGGGAGUUGAUGCGGUUGCUCAAAGAGGGCACUCUGGCCGCUGCCGAUAGUGACGCAAGGGCACCAGUGGGAGGACGGUACAACGUUGUCUAA